Molecule: messenger RNA, 1122 nt
Organism: Plasmodium coatneyi
Lineage: Eukaryota; Apicomplexa; Aconoidasida; Haemosporida; Plasmodiidae
Exons: 2
Coding region: 1-1122 (373 amino acids)
Source: RefSeq, a predicted model, not a curated record
AUGUCCUUUCAUUCUUUCAAGAGAACCGUUAUGCUGCUCCUUGGGGUCGUUUUCAUUCUUUUAAAUCAUCAAGAGGAUUUCAAAAGACACGAUGUGAAUGGUCUAUUACAACUGCAUAACAGUGCUGGUAGAAAUUUAGCUGCAAAAAAAGAUGGAGUUCCACCACAAAAUAAGUCUGAAUUAGGAAGAAAUAAGAAAUGUUGCGUAGGAAAAGGAGUUAAAAAGCCAACUGACGAACAAGUCCAAGAGAAAAAAGAUCAUGUCGGAAGUGUUCAUAUGCAUGAUGAAACUUAUUUGGAAACAUUUCAGGAAUUAUAUGAUGAGAUGGAUAAUGAUGAUAAGGAAGAACGAAAAAAAAAAAAAGAAAAAGAAAAGAAUGAAAAGCACGAAAAGUUAAAUAAGUGGGACAAGAAAAAAUUUCAACCGGCAGGAUAUGAUGAAAAUGAAUAUUUAGAAGAAGUACCGAAAAGUAACACAAGAUCGUCAAGAUAUGAUGAGGAAGAAUAUAUAGAUGCUACAGGUGAAUUGGACAAAUUAUUAUUUGGGGAACUGGAAUUAUUAGAAAAAUACAAAACCCAUAGAGUUAGUAUUUUCCACUAUGAAAUGCUUAAUUUUGAUGAAAGAUUGAGCGAUUCUGAAAUAAAUAAUAAAUUAGAAGAAAUGGAAGAAUUACCUAAAAAAUGCGAAUUAGGCUCUCUGUACUGGCAAUCAUACAUAAAUGAAAUACAUAAAUAUGCUGAUGUUAUUAAACGUCUUUUUAAAAAAUUCCUAGAAUUAAAAAAAAAACAAACUACUGAAACUGUUCAAAAAUAUAACAAGAAAUGGAAAAAAUGUGAAGAGAUAAUUGGUAAUAACUUUAAAAAACAGCGCGAUCAUGUUAAUGAUGUAUUUAGUACCUUCGCCGAAAAGGCAAAUUUUAACAGAGAAGAGUUCAAGGAAAUUUUAAAUGACAUUAGGGACUCAUGGGAAAAAGUCACCCAUAAAGUAACGGAUGAAUGUGUAGCCCUUUUGGAAGAACCAAUUUUCGUAGAAGCUGAAUGCAUCCCGUUUAGCUCUUGGGAUGGAAUCCUUUGUCUUAGAAAUUAUAAAUUAUGCCUACCAUCCAAGCUCCUAAGGGUUUGA